AGUCCUUCUUGCCCUGCCCCACCUAGACAGCUGUGACUGGCUUGGAGGAGAAAAGCUAACAAAACAUUCAGAACCUGGGACUGAUCCAGUAGGAACACAGCAAAAACACCUGAAAAAAAUGGCCGUAGACCUUCGGCGAUCCUUUCCUCUCCUACUGCUGCUGGGGCUGUGGGAGCCAGUGUGUCCACUUGGGACGCAGCCUAAGGGUCUCACCAAGGCUCGCUGGUUUGAAAUUCAGCAUGUACAGAUAAGUCCUCAGCAGUGCAACACAGCAAUGCGUGGUGUCAACAAUUACACCCGGCACUGUAAGCAGAAAAACACCUUUCUGCACGAAUCCUUUGAGAACGUGGCUGCUACCUGCGCUUUGCCCAACAUCACCUGCAAGAACGGUCGAAGGAACUGCCACGUGAGUGCAAAGCCUGUCAGCAUGAUUGACUGUGCGCACACUGGGGAAACCUAUCCACACUGUCGCUACAGAGGUGCUGUGCAGUACAAAUACUUCAUUGUGGCCUGUGAGCGUCCCAAGAAGGAUGACCCCCCUUACCAGCUGGUUCCUGUGCACUUAGAUGAGAUUGUCUAAGGCUUAGGGCACGUGUCUUCUGGUUGACACAGGUUCUCUUACUGUUUAUUCCCACUUCGCCUUUUCCUCCUACCGAGAAAAGGAAGGCACUGAAAGAAUUAGAAAGCCUAAGCUAUCAGAAGAGUCAAGGCAAAAAGAAAUAAGGUACGUGGGUUCCGAUGUAACUCAGUAACUGAACACUUGCUUAGUGCACAAAGGCCCCUGGGUUCCAUCACUGGUCCCCACCCCCCCAAAAAAGAAGAAAAAAAAGUCCAAGCAGCUGAACAAUGUAUCCUGUUAUGUUUUUGGAUCAAGCUUUAUUGUACUAUGCUCAUAGAAAUAAAAUCAUUUCCUUUUUCAGUA
Peromyscus californicus insignis is the source of this 922-nucleotide messenger RNA. RefSeq names its product ribonuclease A family member k6 (gene Rnase6). The transcript is spliced from 2 exons. Gene Ontology annotation, molecular function: RNA nuclease activity; nucleic acid binding. The record is from RefSeq and is a predicted model, not a curated record. Bases 119 to 580 code for a protein of 153 amino acids. Gene Ontology annotation, biological process: innate immune response; antibacterial humoral response; defense response to Gram-negative bacterium. Lineage: Eukaryota; Metazoa; Chordata; Mammalia; Rodentia; Cricetidae.